AUGGUGCUCGGAGAGGAAAUUGUAACUGGCCGUGGCUCAUCAACUACUGUUGCUGAUCAUAUUGAUGGAGCGAAAGAUGACUCAUCAACUACCGUUGAAGCUGAAGAAAUCAGCGAGUCAACUAUUACUGAUCAUGGCGAUGAUGAGGAUCAAAAGAAGUUGUCUGUGCUCAUUGUGGAUGACAGCUCUUUAAUUCGACUACUGCACAUGACGAUGGUGACAAGAGCGGGCAUGGAAGCACAACUUGCUGAAGAUGGAAAGAAAGCUGUUGAUCUUCAUCGCUCCAGGGCUUCUUUUGAUCUCAUUCUCAUGGACAUGGAAAUGCCUGUCAUGAACGGUGUAGAGGCAACAAGGGAACUGCGAGCCAUGGGCGUUGAGACCAUGAUUGUGGGGGUCACUUCAAAUUCGGAGGGUCCUGAACGACAAGCUUUUGUUGAAGCUGGUCUGAAUGACUGCUACACCAAGCCCCUCAACGACGACAAGGUUGCUGCUCUCGUCCAAGCCAUCAAAGAAACCAAUAUUCAGAAGACCAUAUGA
Morus notabilis is the source of this 537-nucleotide messenger RNA. Its product is annotated as two-component response regulator ARR22. Gene Ontology annotation, biological process: phosphorelay signal transduction system. The record is from RefSeq and is a predicted model, not a curated record. The coding region runs from base 1 to 537 and encodes 178 amino acids. NCBI's taxonomy places the organism in Eukaryota, Viridiplantae, Streptophyta, Magnoliopsida, Rosales, Moraceae. The transcript has 2 exons.